Molecule: messenger RNA, 2770 nt
Organism: Cornus florida
Lineage: Eukaryota; Viridiplantae; Streptophyta; Magnoliopsida; Cornales; Cornaceae
Product: probable LRR receptor-like serine/threonine-protein kinase At1g05700
Exons: 14
Coding region: 1-2649 (882 amino acids)
Biological process (GO): protein phosphorylation
Molecular function (GO): ATP binding; protein kinase activity; protein binding
Source: RefSeq, a predicted model, not a curated record
AUGUAUACUUUUCCAUGGUUUGACAAAUUAUUAUCUGACAUCCUCUUUGUACAAGAAGAGAUUGACCAAGUCCCUCCAGGUUUCAUAAGCAUAGAUUGUGGAGCACUUGAAGGCACCAACUACACAGAUGGAACAACUGGAAUGGAUUAUAUUUCAGAUGCAGCUUUUGUAGACACUGGUGUGAGAAAGACUAUAUCCCCUGAAUUCAAGAAUAAUCUCCUACCACAACAGUUUAACAAAGUCAGAAGUUUUCCUCAAGGAACCAAAAACUGCUACACACUGAGACCUGCACAAGGCAAAGGUAACAAGUACCUGAUAAGGGCCAGUUUCAUGUAUGGAAACUACGAUGCAGAAAAUCAAAUACCCGAAUUCGAUUUGUACAUUGGAGUUGAUUACUGGACCACAGUGAUGUUAUACGACUCAUCAAUUGGCUAUAGGUGGGAGAUCAUACAUGUUCCCACCACGGAUUAUAUAUAUGUUUGUCUCGUAAACGUAGGCCUUGGAACACCGUUCAUAUCAGCAUUAGAGCUAAGGCCUUUGAAUAAUUCUAUAUAUCAAACUACUUCUGGUUCACUUGGCCUCUUUAUGCGCUAUGAUUAUGGUUCAACCACCAAUGAAUUAGUCAGGUACAAAGAUGAUGUUUACGAUCGCAUGUGGAACCCUCACGAUUUGGGCAACCACACGAAAACCUUAAGUACCAUGUCUGCCAUUGACUCCUUGGGGUCCAACAGAUUCCAACCAGCACCUGUUGUCAUGAGCACUGCGGUGGCGCCACUAAAUGCUAGCAGUCCAUUGAGCAUCUUGUGGAGCCCUGACAAUUCCACUGAUGAAUUUUAUAUCUACAUGCACUUUGCUGAAGUUGAAGUGUUGAAAGCCAGCCAAUACAGAGCAUUUCACAUCUAUUUGAAUGAUGAGCUCUGGUAUGAUGACCCUGUUGUCCCUGAUUAUUUAUACACAAAUACAAUAUACAGCACAGCAUCUGAGGCUCAUUCAUUCUUUGCAUUUUCGAUGAACAAAACCGAAAAUUCCACACAUCCACCUAUUAUCAAUGCCAUUGAGGUUUAUACUGUGAUAGAAAUUUUAAAUUCACAUACAGAAGACCAAGAUGUUGCUGCUAUUGUGAACAUCAAGAAGUUGUAUGGAGUGACAAGAAACUGGCAAGGAGAUCCAUGUGUCCCGAAAGCUUAUGUGUGGAUUGGCCUCAAUUGCAGCUAUGAUGGUUUUGAUCCUCCUAGAAUCAUCUCCUUGGACUUGUCAGCCAGUGGAUUGACAGGGGAGGUAGCUUCUAACAUAUCUGAUCUCACGAUGAUACAAUCUUUGGAUUUGUCAAACAAUAACUUGACUGGCCAGGUUCCUGAUUUUUUAUCUCGAUUGGCUUUCUUGAAAGUUCUAAACUUGAAAGGAAACAAUUUUAAUGGUUCAAUUCCAGCAGAACUCCUUGCAAGGUCAAAGAAUGGGUCAUUGUCAUUGAGUAUUGAUGGAAGUGAAGAUAAAAGCAGAGACUCUUGUGAGUCUAAUCCAUGCAAAAAGAAAAAGAACAAUGUUGUUCUUCCAGUGGUAGCAUCUGUCGUCGCAUUGUCUGUGCUUUUCACUGCAAUAAUGGCUGCUUUAUGGGUUGUAAAAAGGAGAAAACAAGUAGUCAGGAAACUGGAUGCUGAAACAAACCAGACAGACCGGUCUGUGGAGGUGAAGAGCCGAGAGUUUACUUUUACAUACUCUGAGAUCUUGAGUAUUACCAACAACUUCGAAAGGGUUGUUGGGAAAGGAGGAUUCGGAACAGUUUACCAUGGCUAUGUAGGUAACUCUCAAGUUGCUGUAAAGAUGCUCUCACCAUCAUCAAUUCAAGGGUAUAAGGAAUUCCAAGCCGAGGCCAACCUCCUUACGAGUGUUCACCAUAAAAACUUGACUUCUCUUGUUGGAUACUGCAAUGAAGGCACCAACAUGGCAAUCAUCUAUGACUACAUGGUUAAUGGAGACUUAGAAAAGCAUCUCAGGGAUCGAAAUCAAAAUGUUUUGAGUUGGGAAGAGAGGCUUCAAAUAGCAAUGGAUGCUGCACAAGGAUUGGAGUAUCUGCACCAUGGUUGUAACCCUCCAAUAAUCCAUAGAGAUGUGAAGACUACCAAUAUCUUAUUAAAUGAAAAUUUCCAUGCCAAACUUGCUGAUUUUGGACUAUCUAGAGUUUUCCUAACUGAAGGUAGUACUCAUGUAUCAACAGUAGUUGCUGGUACUCCUGGCUACCUUGACCCUGAGUAUUACACAACAAAUAGGCUGACUGAUAAAAGUGAUGUCUUUGGUUUUGGAAUUGUUAUCUUGGAGAUAAUCACAGGCCGGUCAGCAUUAUCAAAAGGCCGCGAUAAGACUCACAUAGUUCAAUGGGUUGGUUCCAAGCUUGAAAAUGGGGAUAUUAGGAGUAUAGCUGAUCCGAUUUUACAUGGAGAUUAUGAUGUUAAUUCUGUUUGGAAAGCAGUUGAAUUAGCAAUGGCUUGUGUAUCUGGAAAUUCUACCAGAAGACCAACCAUGAAUCAUGUGGCCAUGGAAUUGAAGGAGUGUUUGGCAAUGGAGAUGGCGCGCAAUGAUACAGAAUCAAGAAAUCCGAUUGGAAUGAUAUCUAUGAAUUUGGAGAGUGAACUGAAUCCCCUAGCAAGGUGAUAUCUUUGCAAAAAUAUGCAUUCAGUAUUGAAUGUUUCUCUGUUUCAGUCUAUGUUUGUAUAUUCAAUCUACUACUUUUGUAUAUAGUUUGUGUAAUAUAUGAUUGUACUUUUCUCUUUUA